UAACAAAAACGACACAAUUUUGCCGGUGUCGACAUCGGAUAGAGGGAAGACGAAGGGCGCUGUGAAAAUCCAUCGGCAUCCUGGUAGUUGUGAAGAAUUAAAGGAAAAGCAAAAUGUGGUCCAUGUUAGGAAAGAUGAUGCUCUUUUUACUGCUUGUGCUUCCGUGCACAGUUAUGGUAUUUGAUAAUGACAAAGCAGCAGUGUAUGCACAGGAAGGCGAUGCAAUGGAAGGUGAAGAUGAUGAAGACACUGUUGUUGAGAGUGAAGAUGGUGUUGAUGACACAGAACAGGCAGUUACUGAAACUGAAAAGGGAGAUGAAGAAGAAGAAUCAACCGAGGAAGAACAACAGUUGAAACCUUCACCUGAUGCUGAUGCUGUUAUGCUCUUUACCAAACCUGUUGGUGCAACAGAUUUGCCAGCUGGUGAGACUAUUCGAUUUUUGGUUGGUUUCACAAACAAAGGAGAAAAGACUUUCACAGUUCAGUCACUGGAAUGUUCUUUCAGAUAUCCUCAAGAUUACAACUUCUUCAUUCAGAAUUACACAACAGCCCAGUACAACCAGGAGGUGGCAUCCAAAAGACAGGCUACAUUUGAGUAUGGAUUUACUCCCAAUGAAGGAUUUGCUGGUAGACCCUUUGGAUUGUCUGUUUUGCUGAAUUACAAGGACGAGGAUGGUAACUUGUUCAUGAGCCCAGUCUUCAAUGAAACUGUCAACAUAGUCGAACCAGAUGAGGGAUUAGACGGAGAAACGUUUUUCCUGUAUGUGUUCUUGGCAGCUAUUGCGGUUUUGCUAUUGGUUGGUGCUCAGCAGUUCCUGGCAUCUUUCAGCAAGAAACAUCGUUCAAAAAAGGCGCAUCAUCAACCAGUAGAGAUGGGAACUCAGAAUACAGAUGUAGACUACGACUGGAUCCCAAAGGAAACACUGGACAGGGAUUUAAACAGGUCACCGGGGCGCUCACCGAAACAAUCCCCCCGCCAGAGGAAGAGCAAGAGGACCGCCGGGUCCGGCGAAGAAUGAUCGUACUGAUGCUUAUGCUGAUGGAAGUGGAUUUAAAAACUAGGUCACUGUUACACAUACAACGGGAGUACAACAGCUUCAUGGACUGCAAGAAAAUCAUCAAACUCUUCACAAGAAAUCAUGUAAUCCUUUAAAUCUUGUUUCUGCUUUAAGUUUGUUUUUUAAAUGGUGUGAAAGUGGUCGGAAAGGUAUCAUUUUGCUCAUUGAGUUCUCCCCCUUUGUCAAAAGUUUCAUAUAUGCAGAAUGAGAGUUAGGAGUUUGUUCAGUUUUUCUUUCAAAAAAAGUGGAAUAAUAGCAUAUUCAAAAUAUGUUGAUCAUUGUUUUGCAGUAUUUAAAUAGUAUAUUCCACCAAAGUUGAUUUUUUUAUUGUAUAUUUUUAUUUGAUUGUGAAUAAUAAAAGUUAAUUUAUAGAAUGUGAAGCAAACUGUGAUAAGUGAAUAUUUAGUCAGGAGUAAAUGAGCGAACCCCCACACAAUGUCCAAAUAUGGGGGGAAAACAAUUCUAAAUAAAUUUUGAAUUCAUUAUUGGAUCUGUGAACUUGUUUUGAGCCUUUUGCCAAGAAAAUUGUUUUUGAAAAUGUCUUGUGUUUUUUUUGUACUCUGAUGAAAAUGGUGCAGGGAAAAUUGUCUGAGAAAGAAAUAAUUAUGUGUUUGGCACAGUAUUGGUCUGUUGAAUUAUAUAUUUAAAAUGUGAUUAGAAUUUGCUCAUACAAUAAAUAAUUUGAAAAAAAGCCUGGGAUAGUAGGGUAGUUAAAAAUGUGAAGGAGCUAUGAUGUGUGCGUCUCAGUCAUGUGGCAUUCCAAUGCUUUGUACUAUAUGUAUCUCAUUAUUGUAUUCUGUGUGACAGCAGUGUCAACUUCUACUUCCUGUUUAGUAAAUAAAAUUAUUAAAAACUAUAA
Saccostrea echinata is the source of this 1917-nucleotide messenger RNA. Its product is annotated as translocon-associated protein subunit alpha-like. Lineage: Eukaryota; Metazoa; Mollusca; Bivalvia; Ostreida; Ostreidae. Bases 114 to 1019 code for a protein of 301 amino acids. The record is from RefSeq and is a predicted model, not a curated record. Gene Ontology annotation, cellular component: endoplasmic reticulum; endoplasmic reticulum membrane. The transcript is spliced from 9 exons.